Anolis carolinensis (green anole) is the source of this 1899-nucleotide messenger RNA. It is a transcript of the gene nde1, whose product is annotated as nudE neurodevelopment protein 1. The record is from RefSeq and is a predicted model, not a curated record. Gene Ontology annotation, cellular component: kinetochore; centrosome; kinesin complex. Gene Ontology annotation, molecular function: microtubule binding. The coding region runs from base 475 to 1419 and encodes 314 amino acids. The transcript has 9 exons. NCBI's taxonomy places the organism in Eukaryota, Metazoa, Chordata, Lepidosauria, Squamata, Anolidae. Gene Ontology annotation, biological process: cell migration; centrosome localization; microtubule nucleation.
GCCUCCACCAAGGACUACAAAUCCCAUUAUCCCCAUAAUAGUGAAGUUUCCUUGGAGUUUAUGACCCCCCUCCCCUUUGGCCGAGGAUGACAGAUCCCAGAAUCCACCAAACUUAAAUCAUGAAGCAAAAAAAUAAAAAUAAAAAUAGCCCUAAUCUCCUCCACUUCCGGCCUGUCCCUCUCUCUCUCUCCACUUCCGGUUUCCCAGGAUAGAGAAGAAGCCGAGCAAGGAACGCAGAGAGAGAAAAAAAUACAAAAAGUUCCAACGUUCCAAAUUGUCUCGGCUUCGAGGGCGCUGAUUGGACGAAGGGGGCAGGGCCUCGAGGCCGGCGGCCAAUCAGAGCCCGCGCCGUCCCUGGGCUUUUCACCCAUUUGGAGUUUUGUAAUUGUUUGUCUCACUUUGGAGGAAGAAGAAGAAAGAAGAGGAGAAUCCCUUCGUUGCAGAUCAGGAAACGAUGCACGAAGGAGUCCCGAAAUGAAUGACGUGGAAAGGAAACCAUUCGGAUCGAUGGAAGAGGAGCGCAGUUACUGGAAAGAGUUGGCCGCCAAAUACAAAGAAUGUGCGGACAACGCGCAAGAAGAGCUGCGGGAGUUUCAGGAAGGCAGCCGGGAGUACGAAGCGGAGCUCGAGAUGCAGUUGCAGCAAAUGGAGACACGGAACCGGGACCUGCUUUCGGAGAACCACCGGCUCCGGGCGGAGAUCGAGGCCGUGAAGGAGAAGAUCACAUCCCAACACUCGGAAGGCUACCACCGGAUCUCGGCGCUGGAGGAAGAGCUGGCCCAGACAAAGGCCAUCAAGGACCAGCUGCAGAAAUACAUCCGCGAAUUGGAGCAAUCCAAUGAUGACCUGGAGCGGGCAAAGAGGGCUACCAUCAUGUCCCUGGAGGACUUUGAGCAGCGGCUGAACCAGGCCAUUGAGCGCAACGCCUUCCUAGAGAGCGAGCUGGACGAAAAGGAGACCCUCCUGGAGUCUGUCCAGCGGCUCAAGGACGAGGCCAGAGAUCUGCGCCAGGAACUGGCCGUCCAGCAAAAGCAGGAGAAACCCAAGGCUUUAGGGGAGAGCCCUUCAGAGGCGGCCUCUGUCCCGUCCACCCCUUUGACCCGCCGGACACCCGGCCUCGGAGUGACCCUUUCGGGAGGAACGUUCAGGAGAGGUUUGGAGGAGAGUUCGAAUAGUGCGACUCCGCUGACCCCUGCGGCCCGAAUAUCAGCACUCAACAUUGUGGGGGACCUUCUCCGGAAAGUUGGGGCCUUGGAGUCCAAGCUGGCCUCUUGCCGGAACUUUGUCUACGACCAGGCCCCCUAUUACAGCAGGAGCCCCUUGGCUGCUUCCGAGCCCCACGGAUGGGGUCCGCGGCCGGUCCGCCUCACAGGGCCGGCGGUGCUGCCUCCGCAAGGCGUAGUCCAGAUGCUGCUUUGAAGAACUACAAGAACCGGACCUUUCCGUUCGUUGCAUCCAGAUCCAGCAGAAAACGAUUCAAAUGCAGGAAGCAAGAGAGGCGUCAAUCACUCUAUUUGACUCCCAUCAGAAAGGGAUUGAAGUCCAUAUUUGCAAAACCCAGGUUCUGGAAAUGCAGCAAAGCGGAUUCUUCCAUUGGAUCUCAUUGCAAAAAAAAAGCUAUGGAAGGGGAUGGUGGGAUCUGCAGUCCGGUUUUGCAAUAACCGGGUUCUUGGACCCUUUUGCCGAAUGCAGCAAACCGGAUUGUUCCCUUGGAUCCCGUUGCAAACUUCCGGAAGAAAUGGGAAGCUAUUUCCUGCUGAUAUAGUGACACAAUUUGUUUUGGGUUUUUUUGCAAAUCGGGAUUGCUUUUUUUUGCUUUGUAAACGAAAGCAAAAUGCAACUUUGCCAAUCCCCUUUGGAUAGAGAUAUUUUUUAAUACAGAAUGCCUAGUUCACUGCA